UCACAUUUGGAGUAUUUCUACCAGGUCCAGUGUUCAGAGGAGCAGCAUUUCUGAUAACACUUGUUAGUGCUUUAUAGUCUAAUAAGUGCAAUUCCAUACUAACUUGGUCUUAACGAUGGUCCACUACGAAGAAGUGAGUGUGCGCGGAUAUGAUGAAUUCUGCCAGGCUGUGUCUGAGAGAAAAGGAAAGGAUAUUUUCGCAUAUUUCUCUGGUGAUAAAGACGCCCAAGGAAAGAGCUGGUGUCCAGAUUGUGUAAAGGCGGAGCCAGUGGUAAGAGGAGAGAUGACUCAUCUUCCUGAGGGCUCUGUCUUCAUCUACUGUCAAGUUGGUGAAAGGGCCUAUUGGAAGGAUGGAACUAAUGCCUUCAAGAAGACGCUGAAGUUGAGUGGAGUUCCCACUCUGCUGCGAUACGGCACACCCCAGAAGUUGGUGGAGGAAGAAUGCUUCAAAGCUGAGCUGGUGAGGAUGAUGUUCACUGAGGACUGAAGGACCCUGCGCUGCUCACAUCAGUCAUUUCAUCAUUUCUCCACUGUUGAACGGUCAAUUUCACCACUGUGCAAUUCUAGCAUUAUUGAUAAACCAUACACCGUGUACAUCUCCUACUGUGAUGUGAUGCAAAUCAGCAACUGUGUGAUUUUACAACAAUAAUAUAACGAGCAUCCUCCAUAAGACAGCUUUUCAAUUAAGUAUGUGCUGGAUAUCUGCUAAGACAAACACAUAGAAUGAAUUUAAUUCAUAAUAAUGUUUCUUGUUCUGCUUUAUGUGCAAUCAUAUGAUCCUGGUUUGUAAUUUGAGCUUCAUACAUUUUUUUGUCAAAUGCCAUGGUAAUCUCACAGAAUAGUAGAUUAUAAAAAAGGAUUUUCUUUAUUGUGACCAUUUUUUAUGUGAUUUUAUUUUUUGGUUGCCUUACAGUAGGACUCAAAUAAAGUAGCACUUGAUGUUGAA
Molecule: messenger RNA, 946 nt
Organism: Centropristis striata (black sea bass)
Lineage: Eukaryota; Metazoa; Chordata; Actinopteri; Perciformes; Serranidae
Gene: txndc17
Product: thioredoxin domain containing 17
Exons: 4
Coding region: 116-487 (123 amino acids)
Cellular component (GO): cytosol
Molecular function (GO): protein-disulfide reductase [NAD(P)H] activity
Source: RefSeq, a predicted model, not a curated record